AUGACGUGCGCUGGCUACCUAGUUGUGAACAACACUCAUCUUGCGUACGUGGAGAUCUUUACGGGUCUCUUAGUAUGUUUCUUGGACUUGGAAUCCUUUAUGGAUCCUGAUGAUGUGUCAAACCAAGCGCCGGUGCCGCUGGAGACACGGCGUAUGAUGAAAGUGGAAGCUCACACGUCAUCUUGUAAGAUUGACGACCAGCUUCAGCAACCUGAGAGUGAGAUUGAGCCUCAAGACAGUUGUAAACGCCAGCGAUUAUUACAACUUAGUGGCUACAGGAUUGAGGUAGUAGACCAGGAUGUGGAGCUAGACGUGCCCUCGCUACCUUGUUCAUUUCAAGUGAACACGUACAAAGUGCAUUUGCGACCAGAUGGAAGUUUUAUUAGUACGCUAAGUGACUCACUUAUUCUCACUGCUACAAAUCACGAGACGAAACAGACUUGGGUGAAAAAUAUCAAGUUUUGGAAUCGAUUUGGUUGGCGAGAGACUACACAGGUGGCUGCCACACACCGUGAUCUAGUUCAGCUCCAAGAAAAGCUGGAGACUUACAACAAUGUUACGUUUGCAGGCGCGUAUUUAAACUACAGCAAUGAUGCGACUCCUUCUUGCGAACGGAAUAUUGCCGUAAUGACGUAUGGUGGCUGUAGUAGCAUAACCACCCAAUCGGCGUACGCUACGAAGCGUCAAACGCGACGACGUUUCUACCGCGCACCCGCUCCUGGCGCAUUUGUUCAUUGUUGUGAAAAUCCUAUUAAAGGGAGUUAG
This is a messenger RNA of Plasmopara halstedii, 765 nucleotides long. RefSeq lists its product as uncharacterized. The coding region runs from base 1 to 765 and encodes 254 amino acids. NCBI's taxonomy places the organism in Eukaryota, Oomycota, Peronosporomycetes, Peronosporales, Peronosporaceae. The transcript has a single exon. The record is from RefSeq and is a predicted model, not a curated record.